UUUCUUCUGAAAAUGAAUUAUUUUGAUACCAUGUAUAAUACAUUGAUUAGAUCCAUUUAUCCAAAUUGGGAUGGGCUUCAGAAUCCGAAUUGUCUCUAUAUAAAUCCCAAUUCAUACACCGUCGUUUGCCGCUGCCAACUCAAACUGAACAAGUAACGCAUUUCAAUCACCGUCUUCUCUUCUCCUCUCAUCUCCUCCUGAAUUCCCUACAAGCUUCUUGCCUAUCUUCUCCAUUCCCACUCUCACAUUGUUCAUUCUCAAACCCAAUUCUACUCUCACUCUCUCUCUGUGUCUUUCAAUUCCAAGUUUUUCUGUAUCUUCCUUCCAAUGCAUCAUUGCUUCAAGAUUUUGUAGGAAUGUGUGAGAGUUUGAGAUACCUGCAGUUUUUGUCUGAAGUUGUAUAGGACUUUUGUUCAUUGCAUGCUGAAUUGCUGAUCAUUGGAUUUAAACAGAUAAGAACUUGGGACCAUGGCUGUAGAGGAGCAUCCUGUUGGUACUCGACUGGCGAUGAAUAAUGGAACUGGGGAGGCGGAAAUGGAUUUUUCUGGUGAGCUGCGGAUAGGGUUAGAAUUUGAUUCGGCAGAUGAUGCACUUAUGUUUUACACAUCAUAUGCUAAUCGAAUGGGAUUUAAAGUUCGGAUUGGUCAGCUUAAGCGAUCGUUAACUGAUGGGUCUGUUUCUUCUCGAAGAUUUGUUUGCUCAAAGGAGGGACACCAGGUUAAGUCAAGAACAGGCUGCCCAGCACUCAUAAGAGUACAAAUAAAUGAAUCUGGAAAGUGGGUGAUUGAUCAUUUUAAUGAGAACCACAAUCACAAUCUAGAAAUCGGAAGUGGAAACCGCGCUCUGUCGUUGCAGCAGAAUGGUGCUAUACCUAUAAAUUCUUUUCCUGGAGUACCUUCCAGGCCAAGGACAAGAUUGCUUGGAGAAGCCAAUGAUGAACCCACUUGUCCCUCUAUUAUUAGUAAUUUCAAGCGCCAAAGAAAGGAAGAACUUGAAGGACAGCCCGGGAUUGAACCAUAUAUCGGUCAAGAGUUCAAUUCACCUGAUGAAGCCUACCAAUUUUAUCAUGCAUAUGCAGCAUGUGUGGGUUUUGGGAUCCGAAUUGGUCAAUUGGUUCGUUCUAAGAAUGAUGGGUCUGUUUCUGCUCGAAGAUUCGUUUGCUCAAAAGAGGGACACCAGGUUAAGUCAAGAACAGGCUGCAAAGCACUCAUAAGAGUACAAAUAAAUGAAUCUGGAAAGUGGGUUAUUGAUCAUCUUAAUAAGAACCACAAUCACAAUCUUGAAAUUGGAAGUGGAAAUCGCACUCCGUCAUUGCAGCUGAAUGAUGCUAUACCUAUAAAUUAUUUUCCUGAAGUACCUUCCAGGCCAAGGACAAGAUUGCUUGGAGAAGCCAAUGAUGAAUUUGAAGGACAGUCCAUCACUGAACCAUAUAUCGGUCAAGAGUUCAAUUCACCUGAUGAAGCCUACCAAUUUUAUCAUGCAUAUGCAGCAUAUGUGGGUUUUGGGAUUCGAAUUGGUCAACUGUUUCGUUCUAAGAAUGAUGGGUCAAUCACAUCGCGCCGUUUUGUGUGCUCAGAAGAGGGGUUUCCGCAUCCUUCAAGACUUGUUUGUGGGGCUUAUUUAAGAAUUAAGAGACUGUCAUCAGGAAAGUGGGUAGUAGACCAUCUCGAGAAAGAUCAUAAUCAUGAUCUUGAUGCUGAAAUGGCAGGUAAGGCAAACUGUCUUCGUGCUUCUGAUAGUUUGACAGAGGAGGUAAAUACUGGACUGGUAAAAGGUGACUUAUUUAGGAUAGAUAACUAUCCUGUCCCUAGAGGAGGUAGACAAAAUCACAUAAGAAGUGAUUGGUACAACAUGCUUUUAGAUUAUUUUCAAUCAAGACAAGCAGAAGAUACAGGAUUUUUCUAUGCUAUGGAAGUUGAUAAUGGUAAUAGCAUGAGCAUAUUUUGGGCUGAUGGCAGAUCUAGAUAUUCAUGUAGUCUGUUUGGUGAUGUCCUUGUCAUAGACACAUCAUAUCGAGAAAGUGACUAUUUGGUACCAUUGGCUACUUUCGUUGGAGUUAAUCAUCACAAGCAACCUGUGCUUCUGGGAUGUGCUCUAAUUGCUGAUGAAUCUGAAGAGGCUUUCACUUGGUUGUUUCAGACUUGGCUAAGGGCAAUGUCUGGCCGACAGCCUCUGUCAGUGAUAGCUGAUCAAGACAUUGCAAUUCAGAGGGCAAUAGCGAAAGUCUUUCCCGUAACUCAUCAUCGCUUUUCAUUGUGGCAAAUUAAGGCGAAUGAACAAGUGAAUGCAGGUCUGAUGGGUGAUGGAUUUACAAAAGAUUAUGAAAAGUGUGUUUACCAGAGUCAGACAGUUGAUGAAUUUGACACCACAUGGAAUGCCUUACUCGACAAAUAUGGAUUGAAGGGCAAUGCUAGGCUAAAAGAAAUGUAUGAGAAGCGUGCAUCCUGGGUUCCAUUAUAUUUAAAGGGCUCAUUUUUUGCUGGAAUUCCCAUGAAUGGAAGCGUGGAUUCAUUCUUUGGGGCACAUUUAAAUGCCCAAACACCUCAAACAGAGUUCAUCCGAAGAUAUGAAAGAGGUAUUGAGCAACGCCGUGAGGAAGAAAGAAAAGAGGAUUUUAAUGCUUCUAAUUUUCUGCCCUUUAUACGAACAAAAGAGCCAGCAGAAGAACAAUGCAGAAGGCUUUACACCCUUGCAGUAUUCAAAAUAUUUCAAAAAGAGCUCUUGGAGUGCUAUAGUUAUCUCGGGCUUAAAACAUAUGAAGAAGGAGGCCUCAGCAGAUAUUUGGUGCAUAGGCUUGGAGAUGAUAUGAAACAGCAUGUAGUUACAUUUAAUGCAUCCAAUCUUAGCAUUAGUUGCAGCUGUCAAAUGUUUGAAUAUGAAGGUGUUCUUUGUAGACAUGCCUUGAGGGUUUUCCAAAUAUUGGAAUUAAGAGAAGUUCCUUCUCGCUACAUCUUACACCGAUGGACGAGAAAUGCUGAAGAUGGUGUUUUUCCUGACAUAGAAUCAUGGAGUAGCUCUCAGGAACUAAACAAUCUGAUGAUGUGGAGUCUAAGAGAAACUGCAUCUAAAUAUAUAGAUGCUGGCGCAACAUCCAUCGAUAAGUACAAACUUGCGUAUGAGAUAUUGCGAGAGGGUGGGAGAAAGCUAGGCUGGAACGGGUGAAUGCUUUUAAGUUCUGUGAGGCUGGACAUAGUUGGGAUCAGUUUUUGUUUUAUUUUUUUUAUCUUGAACUGUUUAUUUACAGUCACAUUUUAGCUCUUCUAAUCAAAUACCAACAUUUUUCAUC
Lotus japonicus is the source of this 3286-nucleotide messenger RNA. RefSeq names its product protein FAR1-RELATED SEQUENCE 7-like. The record is from RefSeq and is a predicted model, not a curated record. Gene Ontology annotation, biological process: regulation of DNA-templated transcription. Lineage: Eukaryota; Viridiplantae; Streptophyta; Magnoliopsida; Fabales; Fabaceae. The transcript is spliced from 2 exons. Gene Ontology annotation, molecular function: zinc ion binding. The coding region runs from base 469 to 3162 and encodes 897 amino acids.